Molecule: messenger RNA, 6309 nt
Organism: Cyanistes caeruleus (blue tit)
Lineage: Eukaryota; Metazoa; Chordata; Aves; Passeriformes; Paridae
Gene: AFAP1
Product: actin filament associated protein 1
Cellular component (GO): cytosol
Molecular function (GO): SH2 domain binding; SH3 domain binding
Source: RefSeq, a predicted model, not a curated record
CGGCUUCCAGCAGAGUUGUUUUGUUCCUCAGGAAUUGCAACCUGUACCAACAUCAGCCAUGGAAGAGUUGAUAGUUGAGCUGCGCCUGUUUCUUGAACUUCUGGACCAUGAAUAUCUAACUUCCACUGUCAGGGAGAAGAAGGCAGUAAUAACUAACAUUCUCCUGAGGAUACAGUCAUCAAAAGGUUUAGAAAUAAAAGAACAUGUCCAGAAGCAAGAAGUCACCAACAGUUUGCCGGCGCCUCCUCAAAUGCCUCUGCCAGAAAUACCUCAGCAGUGGCUGCCACCAGAUAAUGGGCCUCCACCACUGCCAACAUCUUCCCUUCCUGAAGGCUAUUACGAAGAGGCAGUGCCACUUAGUCCUGGGAAGGCUCCUGAGUACAUCACUUCCAAUUAUGACUCAGAUGCUAUGAGCAGCUCUUACGAAUCCUACGAUGAAGAAGAGGAGGAUGGAAAGGGGAAGAAAAUGAGACAUCAGUGGCCUUCUGAGGAAGCCUCUAUGGAUCUGGUGAAGGAUGCCAAAAUCUGUGCCUUCCUGCUUAGAAAAAAACGAUUUGGGCAAUGGACCAAACUACUGUGUGUUAUCAAAGAAAACAAACUACUGUGUUACAAAAGCUCCAAGGACCAGCAGCCCCAGAUGGAGCUGCUCCUGAAUGACUGCAGUAUCACCUACAUUCCCAAAGACAGCAAAAAGAAGAAGCAUGAGCUGAAAAUCUCUCACCAAGGAGCAGAUGCCCUGGUUCUGGCAGUGCAGAGCAAAGAGCAGGCAGAACAGUGGCUAAAGGUUAUAAAAGAUGUGUGCAGCAACUGUACAGGAGCUGUAGACUCUGAUGGGCCGUUGUCUAGUUCUCCAGUACACAAAGUGGAGCUGGAAAAGAAGUUGUCAUUUGAGAGGCCCAGCUCAGAUGGGGAAGGUGCUGUGGAAAAUGGUAUCACUACUGUGUGCAAUGGUAAAGAACAAGUAAAGAGGAAAAAAAGUUCGAAAACAGAAGCCAAGGGCACGGUGACUAAAGUAACAGGGAAAAAAAUAACGAAGAUCAUUGGUUUAGGAAAGAAAAAGCCAUCAACAGAUGAACAGACCUCAUCAGCUGAAGAAGAUGUUCCAACAUGUGGAUAUCUCAACGUGCUCUCUAAUAACCGUUGGCGUGAGCGCUGGUGCAGAGUGAAAGACAAUAAACUCAUUUUCCACAAGGACAGGACUGAUCUGAAGACACACAUUGUUUCUAUCCCACUCCGUGGCUGUGAAGUCAUCCUGGGGCUGGAUUCGAAGCAUCCCCUGACCUUCCGCCUGCUCCGCAACGGGCAGGAGGUCGCUGUGCUUGAGGCCUCCUCCUCCGAAGACAUGGGCAGAUGGAUAGGAAUUUUGCUGGCAGAAACAGGAUCUUCAACAGACCCUGGAGCUCUGCACUACGACUACAUCGACGUGGAAAUGACGGCAAGCGUCAUCCAGGCUGCAAAACAGACCUUCUGUUUCAUGAACAGGCGGGUUAUAUCUACCAAUCCGUACCGGGGAAGCGCUGCCAAUGGCUACGCCUGUCCGAGUGGAAUGGCACUUCAUUACGAUGAUGUUCCCUGCAUAAAUGGAUCGUGGGAACCAGAAGAUGGCUUUCCUUCUUCUCGUAGCAGGAACAUUGGAGAAGAAAUGCUUUAUGAUAACGCAGGCCUGUACGAUAACUUGCCGUCUCCAAAAAUCUUUGCGCGCUAUCCGCCAGCUGACAGGAAAGCCAAUAGGUUAUCUACUGACAAACUCUCCUCUAACCAUUACAAAUACCCUGUCUCAUCCAAUCUGUCUUCUGCUCAGUCUGUCACUAAUACCUCUGCUGUGGGGAGGGGAUCUGGCUCGCAGUUUAAAGGCAAGAAACCUCCUGUGACUACUAAUGGGAUCACCGGAAAAGCAAGAACCUUAAAUAGCCAGCCGAAGAAAUCUGAAACAGUUUCCAGUGUGAAGCGCACUGCAUCCAAUGCAGAGCAGUACAAAUAUGGCAAGAAUCGUGUGGAGGCAGAUGCAAAGAGAUUACAAAGCAAAGAGGAGGAGCUGCUAAAGAAAAAAGAAGCCCUCCGGAAUAGGCUGGCCCAGCUCCGGAAAGAAAGAAAAGAUCUGCGUGCUGCCAUUGAAGUCAAUGCUGGCAGGAAGACCCAAGUGAUUCUUGAAGACAAGUUAAAGAAGCUGGAAGAGGAGUGCAAGCAGAAGGAGGCUGAGCGUGUAAACCUGGAGCUAGAACUGACUGAGGUGAAGGAGAGCCUUAAGAAAGCCUUGGCUGGUGGCAUCACACUGGGCUUGGCUAUUGAGCCCAAAUCAGGAACAUCAAGUCCACAGUCUCCAAUUUUCAAGCACCGAACUUUGGAGAACUCUCCAAUCUCCAGCUGUGACACCAGUGAUACUGAAUGCUCCAUCCCUGUGAACAGCGCAGCAGCUCUGAAGCGACCUCCCUCAUCAAACAAUUCUCCAUGUCGAGGCCAUGUCCUUCGAAAAGCAAAGUUGAGAGUGAGCCCAGGCCUUGUAGAUGUGGCUCAGGAGAGGGCGUCACAAGAAUGGGAGAUGAAAAAUGGAACAUAAACAUAGCAAAGCCACUCACUUUCCAUAAAGGCCUUACCUACUACAGACCAAGACAUAGGCUGCAAAGGACUCACCUGAAAGGUCACAUCAAGUGAUAAAACAUAAGAAGUUUUAUAACUCUGUUAAGUUAAUGGUAGCUUGGCGCUAAUUUGCCUGUAUUCCCUCUACUGUAUUGCUGUGUAACUACGUGUGCCCCUUUUUAUUAGCUGUAACUCCUUGUUUCCAACUUCACUGGUAAAGAAAAUGAAAACCAAACAAACCCAACCACAGGAAUUAAAAAGGAGCAUAAAGUCACAGUUGAAAGUUUGCUUUGCUGAGCCAGCAAAGAACCAGCAGUGUUAAUUACAGUGCAUCAGACGGCCAGAACACUGCUGAAGACUGGUGUGAAAUCUUGACUCUCACAGGUUAAAACUGCCUUCUGGACUGUGCCACAGGGCAGGUGUAACUCCUCAGCAGAGGCUUUGCUGGUGCUGCUCACAUGGCAAAACCAAACUGAAGAGAUGUGCUCGCAGAAGCAGCAGUGCCUGCUCGGCCCAGGAGCUCUGCACGCCCGCCGGGGCAUGACAACAACCACUGGUGAAGCGUUUUUGGGAUACUUUUUAGACAGAUGCUUUUGUCAUGGGGAGAUGAAAAGCUGCCAAACUUCAAGACAGAUGCGUUUUUCUGUGUUCUCUUUAUUGCUGUUCUAAAGCACCGGUCAUUUUCAAAGGUCAUGUUCUUGAACUAUGACUUGUUCCUGAUUUUUUUAAAAGGCAAACAGGUAUUUUUAGAUACUGCUUCUUUUCUAUACAUUUUGAAGAAGUAAAAGGAAACAAUUAAAAUUAGUCCUCAACAGAUAAUGGCAACUCAGAAUAACUUAUGCAGUCAAUCUUUUUUUGUUUUUUAUAAUGUAGUAUUGUUAAACUUGAGAUAUAGAACACUGCUGUACUUAGUUUCCUUUGUCUUUUCAGACCUCAGCUAUUAUUUUUGAGGAAGAUGGACUGAAAAGGUGAUAAUUUUCAGACUCUUUGAUAAACAGUUUAACAAAUAAUUGGUGAUUUUCUCAAACAGGACUCCAUUUCUGUUUACUAGAAAACAUCAUCUUGCAUUUUAGCCCGUAAAAUUAUAAAAAUCUGUUUUCUUUGUCUCUCUCCAUCCAUGUAAUUCCCAAGAAAUUACAUGCAGUAAAUUGCCACUGAAGCCCUUAAAAAUCUCAAGAUUGGUUUUAAAAAAUCAGAAGGGGGUUAGGGGAAGAAUGUAUAAUAAGAUGGCUUCUUUUAAGUUCUUUCUCUUUUGCUUUUUUUUAGGCCUUUGGAGAGCUUUCAAUCAUACUCUCAAGAUUUUUUUUCCUCCUCAACUGUGAGGAGUAGAAAAUUAAUUUUAAAAAUUACCUCAAAAUAUGAGUAGUAUUUUAAUCACAGAUGUUAGGGCUGGAGUCUUAAUAAUUAGUUAAGACUGCAGUUAAAAUCACAGAAGUUGUAAAGACAGCAGUCAUCAAGGAUCCCUUUAGGACAAAGCCUGCAGAUUAUCUCUUACCUUUAGGAAUGGGUGUGUGCAACUCCUGGGGGAUCCACUGGGAUUCUCAGCUGAGCUGGAUGCCAGAGGACUUCCUGCAGGAGCUUGUGGGAUUUGAAGGCACAGAGCUGUCAAAAGCUCCUGGCAGGAGACAGGGCUGUGUCCUGUUCCCAAAUGCAUUUAGGGCCAGGGAUCCCCCUGACCUUGGCAGUGUAGAAAUGAGGCCCAGCAUGAGAAAAGGCUCUUUGCUUCUUGUGACUGUACUUAGUGCAAAGUGCCACAGGAAUGCAGAUACAGUAGGAAAGCAAGUGUCAGUGUGGUUUUCAUUGAAAACACAAUUUUUUAAUUUUCGUUUAGGUCACUUAUUAUUAACUCUCUAACUAGAGGGCACAUUCUGUACUGUAUGACUAUGGACUAAACAGCAUCAAAUGCCCAUAAAUAAUAGCAGAAACAAAUUUGAAGCAAAAGUAAGUUCAUUUAGGCUUUUUAUUUCAAAUUAAGUUAUUUAUUUGUAUAUUUCAAUAAAUAUUUAAUUUAUAUCUGUACAUAUUUAUAAUGCAAAUUAGGCUUCUAGUCAACGUUAGCAAUGAUGUAACAGUUGCCAUUAAGAAGUGGUCCCACAUGAAAUAAUGCAGAGUAGUCAAAAGCCAGAUCAAUUCUCUUGUUUACCCAAUAUUGGCAUUGUCUCUUUCCACCCCCUUAUCCCAUGGUAAAAAAAAAAAAAAAAAGUAAAAAAGAAGAAGAAAAAUUCCUUGGCAAGGACAGGUUUUAAUCUCUGACUGAGGUAGAAGAGUGUAAAUCUCUGCCCAGGCAAACAGAGUGUGUGGUGCAGCCUUCCUUCAGAUAUGCUGUAGGUGCAGGUCUCCCUCUGCACCUCCAGUACACAGGGCCCCCCAUAGUGCACACAGGGCCCCCAUAGUGCACACUGGGCCCCCAUAGUGCACACAGGACCCCCAUAGUGCACACUGGGCCCCCAUAGUGCACACAGGACCCCCAUAGUGCACACAGGGCCCCCCAUAGUGCACACAGGGCCCCCAUAGUGCACACAGGGCCCCCAUAGUGCACCCAGGACCCCCAUAGUGCACACAGGGCCCCCAUAGUGCACACAGGCCCCCCAUAGUGCACACAGGGCCCCCAUAGUGCACACUGGGCCCCCCCAUAGUGCACACUGGGCCCCCAUAGUGCACACAGGACCCCCAUAGUGCACACAGGGCCCCCAUAGUGCCUGCUGCACAGGGGCUGCCACCUGUACUGAGCAUCUCCCACUCCUCCAGCAAAGGCUGCACGAAGCCACCACUGCUUUAGUCUGUUCUAUACAACAGCCAAGGUUUUGAAAGGAGGAAACCAAAAAGCUUGGGAAAUAACCUCUCUAUAGACCACUCUCAGUGCUGUGAAAUGUACUCUGUUGCCUUGAAUAGCACUAUUGCUGCACAAUUUUUUAUAAAGAGCGACAGAGCUUGUAUUUUCACUGUUUUUAGAUUUCAGGUUCACCAGGCUAACUCAGCCCAUAGAGCAGUAUGACUUCUGUUUCAAAGGAAAACUUUUGUAUUUUUAACCAUUUCUAUGUCUUCUAUGAAAAUGUUACACUUAUGCUUCCUCACCAAAUGCCUGUUACUGUACCAGGUGCUUUUUAAAAUUUUGUUUGUUUGUUUGUUUUUUAAUGGGUGAUGCUUUUGUUUUUAAAAAACCCCAGCUCACAACUUUGGGGGAUGAAGGUGUUUUUUUAAUGAGAUGAUCGUGGCAAUUUGAUUUUUUAAAUUGAGAAUAUUAAUUUAGUAUCAAAUUUUGUUAGACACUUUCAAAUUAAUUGGCCCAGGGUGUAUGGUGUAUGAUACUGUUCUCAUAUUAAGAAUGUAAUUAUUUCCUUACUGUAUUUUUUAAAAAACAAAAUCAUAUUUAAAAAAAAAAAAUCUCUGUGAAAAGCAUGAUAGAAACAUGAAAAAAAAGGUUUUGUUUUAUUUUUGUUAUUGGAUAUGUUGGCAGUGCCCAUUGUAAUUGAUUGUAAAUAUAGCCUUUCUACUGUAUUUCUCAGUGUAUUUAAGUUUUUUUGACACACAUUCAUGGACAUUUCUGUUAAAAAAAAAAACAAAACAAAACAAAAGUCCAAAAUAGACCCACCUUCAAAUGUGUGUCUUAGUAGCUUCAAUUAACUUUAUGCCUUUCUAGUUUAUUCUUCAGAAAGUCUUGCAAAGUGUGAAAAAAGACUGGCACCUGGUAGGUGCGACAGAUCCGAGACCAUUAUUAAUAAAUUUACCUGU